This is a messenger RNA of Seminavis robusta, 2103 nucleotides long. The record is from the annotation of a GenBank genome assembly. Lineage: Eukaryota; Bacillariophyta; Bacillariophyceae; Naviculales; Naviculaceae.
AUGGAUUUCUUUGAGGCGCACGAGGAAGACGAAUCUUCGGAGGAGAUAGAUUUGCUGGGCAACAGCAGCCGCCUUGAUACCGGUCAACCAGACAACACCAAGAGCAACGCAAUGGACUUUUUCGGGACGCACGAAGACGAAUCCACCGAAGAGAUUGAUUUGCUUGGAAGCAGCAGCCACGAAACGUCAGCGAAGGACGAAAAGAAAGUUGACAGUAAGGUUGUCCAGCAGCAAGCGAUGCAGCAUGCGACACCACUCGGAACUGAGCCCGUCAAAAAGACACCUAGGUCAGCCAGUCUGCUUUUCAAGCUCGAUGAGCUCGAGAGACAGUGGACCCAUCAGGACGUAUCGACAAACAAGAACAAUAAUCCUCCGGAAAGAAAUCCGAUCGACAAUUUGAAUCUUUUUGUACCACAAUCAACUGCUCCAUUUUCGCCCUACGCCAAUUCUGAGAUCUCACCAAUAACUUGGGGCAACUCGCCGAUGAUGGUUUCGGUGGAUCAUGGCGCAAAACUUGACGAUGAUUCCAUCUCUACCUUUGGAUCUCUUGGCAGUCCUGGCAUUGGCUUUGCCCCGGCACCGAAGCAGUUGUUUGGUCAAAAUAUGACGUCUACUGCUAGACAAUUGCAAGGAGGACAUCGCCAGAGCAAUGACGACCAGAAGCCUGCUCGCAAGCCAUCACUGUUUGAUCGGCUGCAUAGAGGUGAAAAGAGAGCGACCAGUGCGACUCCUAAAAAUCCACCUACCAGUACAACCAAGAGCGUCAGAAAGCUUGUCUUUGGUACUCCAAAUAACAAAAAGCCUCCCACUCCAAAACCGACCACCUCUGGCAAACCAAAAAAAGCCUUCAUUUUCAUGCAAAGAAAGUCAAAAGUCAUGCCGCUUCCACCUCCAACUUCCACAAUUCCAGUAUCUCAACAACCUACUGCACAUUCCUUGCCACAAACCCAACGUUCUGGCAGUGGCAGUGCUUCCAACAAGAAAUCCGUCUUUGACCGUCUCUACCGAAAUGAACGACGAAGCACCAACUUAUGGAGGGACCCAGGUGCAAAGUGGGGGGAAAAGUAUCAGUUCAUUGCAGCUGGUGGAGCUGCCAAAACCAGCAUGAUCCCUCUAGCUGGGAUUCCUGCGACACCAGGGGUGAAGCGAAAGCUCUUCUUGCCGCUGUCCCCAGUUCCGUCAAGUCCAGAAAAUAAAAAACUGGCAUGUCUGCUCCAAAAUGCUUGGAGAUACCGUCAAGCGCACUCGCAGUUGAUUGGAAAACUAGCGCAGCAGUGGUCGGUGACAUGCUACCCCACCGACGGGACAGUAACUGCUAAUCGAAUACUGCGACUCAGACUUGGGAUACAAGCUCGCGCCGUUGCCAUCCGUAGGGCUGAUCUUUCGAGCAUGGGAAAGGGUACCACUGUAGGGGAACAGGAGGUGUCGUUUGAAACCAUUCAGGAGAUAUGCUUUCAAGCGUGGGAUGAUGACGAGCAUGUACUGCAGAAAUACUCAGUGCACGUGCAAUGUCAAGCUAAAAUGAUUCAAUUGUUGAGAACGUGGAGGCCCGAAAAGCUGGCUUUUUUGCUUUAUAAGUGUGCCCUUGAGCUGUCAACUGAAUACGAGACAAACAACCUUAUGCAUGCAGCAGCGGGCCUGUUGCAGCAAUGGUUCUUUUCCUUUGCGCGCAAACAAGCCCUCUCGUGUGAUGAUGGAAACAACACUCCCCAGGAGAGACAACAACUUCAGUCAUUGAAUUGGUUUCGUAACCGUCUGGAACGAGAGGCCGGGCCAGCAGUGUGGGCCCGAUUCGAUGACGCUGCCACUGUGAUCCAAGCUGCAUUUCGAAUGUUCUCGGCCAAGCGAUACCUUGAUUUGAAUUAUUCCUCUCUCGCCGUUUACAGAACGCGGCGAGAAUCGCGACAACGGCUGCGAGAGGGGGCUUCGCUGAAGAUCCAGGCAUUGUACAGAGGCCAUCAUGUAAGACGGCGCCUCGGAUCCAGCACAGCAGGGAUUAUCGUUGAGGCUUGGACGCAAAGGAAAAACGCGACAAAGGCGAUUUGCGUGGUCCAGUCCUAUGUACGGAUGAUUCUUAAACGCCUUCCAGAACCAGAGGACUAG